Osmia lignaria (orchard mason bee) is the source of this 2309-nucleotide messenger RNA. RefSeq names its product adhesion G protein-coupled receptor D2. Lineage: Eukaryota; Metazoa; Arthropoda; Insecta; Hymenoptera; Megachilidae. The record is from RefSeq and is a predicted model, not a curated record.
GCUACACUGGCUCUCGUCGGACACACAAGCAACGGGAUAAUUUUCGCAAUUACCUGAUUGACUGCGAAAAGCGAAGAAAGCAGGCCUGGAGCGCAACAGGAAGCGAUUACGAAUAAAGAGCGCAAACAGAAGAAUACAAACUAAAGGAGGAAAGAACCACAAUGAAAAUGUCAAGAAAUAAUUUUCUACUUCUGCUCCUCGGCCUGGCGAUUUGUCCCUGUUCCGGAGGGCAGAAGCAACGCGAGACGCCGAUGCACAAAGCGCAGCUCACUCAGAAGGGGUACAUCCAGUUCCUCAGAUGGCAGCUACCAGUGCCACGGAUCACCGAGUUCACCUUCUGCCUAUGGAUCCAGUCCGACGACCUCACUCACCCUCACUCCAUAUUCUCCUACUCGAAAAACGAACGCGAGCGAUUGGUCCGCGCCUGGAUAUCCCCUCGGGGGAGGAGCGUCCAUCUGGAGAUCGGAGGGAAACAGGUGAUCGCGUCGACGACCGAGAUCCACGAGAAUCGCUGGUACCACCUGUGUCUCAGCUGGGAAAAUCAGGUCGGCCUGUACGGUUUGUGGAUCAACGGGCAACUGUGGGCUCGGGGCCAAUCGGAGGAGACGGCGGGUCACGCGAUACCCAGCGGAGGCGACAUUGUACUGGGACAGGAGUACACGGACUUUGAUAAGGGACUGGAGGAAGGGGUCGAGGGUUCGGUUCUGGGCUUCAACCUUCUACUGGCCUCGGCUUUCGAUCCUCUGGCGAGGGAUUACCAGCAUCGGGAAGCCUCCUCCUCAUCGAGUUACGCCAACGCGCCCCUUUUCGCGCGGAUUCCUGUGAAGUUGCCGCAACCCGGCUUCGAUUACGCAGCGCGGACCUUGCCGGUCUCCAACCAACCGCGGGCUCGUCGAUACGCCGACAGUUUUCAGCUGCCGCUGACGAAUCGCACCGCAGGCUACAAAGACAAAGUUAUCGGCUCGAACAAAGAGCCUCUCGGCUUGCAAUUAGUGAAACUGUCGUACGUUCGCUGCGAGAUCGGCAGAGGAAGCCCGUUCAUUGGCGGCCAUCUGAUGCUUAUCUCCUGGAGCAGGACACCCGUCCGCGUGUUCGGCGGGGCGAUCCUGAAGAACGUGAAAAGCGAGUGCGGGAAUUUUUGAGCAAUCAACUCAUUCGACGAAAACGGAGAAACCGUAAAAGUCAAACUGGACUGUCGCUCGAUCUCGGUUUCCGUUAAGAUCCAGUUCGAAACGUGACCAAACUCGUCCGAUCCUAACCCAGCCGGUUAUCCGGUGAAAUUUCAACCCAUUACAUUUUCACUGCGAACGAUGUAACGCGUUUUAGAGAUCGAUCUCGCUGGAUAACUAUUAGAUAACGUUACGUUAGCCGUAAUUUGUCGAGGAUAAAAAAGGGAACGCGGCAGUCUGCAUUGUUCGUCCGAGGUGAAAUACUAGCACCGCGUGCAACAGCUUGCCGCAAUCUCGGAAAAACUCGGGAGAGAAGAAACGCGCGACGUUACAAAACCGAGGACAGAUCGAUAUCUAGGCGAGGCUAAGCCGAGGCAAAAAAAGGUCGCGCGAGCACCCUUUUACGCAAAAGGACGCGACUCGGUUUCCUUCAGACAGCGAUAUUUCGGCUUUCUUUCCGCGAUCAUUUCGUAAUCGUCGCCGCUUUUCUGCAUCCGCGAAUCCGUGUAGGGCGAAGGCGCGCGGGUCUCUCUCCGCGGUCCGCGCUUUCGAAAACAGCGAUCCCGCGUCGCAAAUGGCGCGAAUCGCUAUGGGACACGGAUUAUUACGCAAAUGGCGUUGAUUACCCAUGUCGGGCCCUAAAGGUGCUCCCGUUACAACCUACCAACGUUACGUGCUACAGAUGCGUCGUUACGCAACCUGCCGAGGGGAACGUGAUUCGUCCCGAAAGGAACGCAUGGAAAACUUUCACCCGAGAAUAACUCUCAAGGCGAGGGGAUUACGAGAUCGAACGGUACCGAUCGCGCAGGGCAUACCUUGAACGAGUUCCGUCGCGAAUUUCGACCGUGAAAUCUGGUCCGCGCGGAAGCUGCCGGCGGAAAACACGAAUCGCGCGACCGGUCCCAAGGAUCUACCGACCGGUUUCUCGAUCCAUCGCAAAGGAAAUGAGCUUUGCUUUCGCCCUCUGGUCCUGAACGUUCAUCAAAUCGCUUUCACUUUCACCAAAAAUCGACUGCUUUACGAGACGGAUUCUCGGCCCUGCUCGGACGGUCUCGCUCGCGUAAUCCGACUGACGUUGCGCACCGUGUUCCUGUUCGAGUGGUUUAUGUAUUCUUACAUGACAUAAUAAAGAUAUAUCUG